ACGUUACAUGCAGAUCCGUUCAGUGCACACUGGGGAGAUGUUAUCAAGCUGGACUACAGCACAAAUAGCCUGCAGUAGAACUGGGAAAGAUCCUAAUUCUGGCAUUCUUCUUAUCAUGAAUGUCGAAGCUUUGAUUAAUGGUGUUGCACCAGUAGUGAUGUCCAAG
Messenger RNA from Candidula unifasciata, 166 nucleotides. The record is from the annotation of a GenBank genome assembly. Lineage: Eukaryota; Metazoa; Mollusca; Gastropoda; Stylommatophora; Geomitridae.